Molecule: messenger RNA, 1218 nt
Organism: Saprolegnia diclina VS20
Lineage: Eukaryota; Oomycota; Saprolegniomycetes; Saprolegniales; Saprolegniaceae
Exons: 15
Coding region: 4-1218 (404 amino acids)
Biological process (GO): riboflavin transport
Cellular component (GO): plasma membrane
Molecular function (GO): riboflavin transmembrane transporter activity
Source: RefSeq, a predicted model, not a curated record
CCGAUGGCAACGACGAAGCACACCGACGAUCCAUUGGCCUCCACGGUGUACGAGAGCCCGCGCUUCUACGUGGCGUUCCUCGGCCUCGGCCUUGGUUCGUGGGUCAUGUCCGAUUUUGUCUUUGCAGAGGUUGCCGCGCUCGUCCAGCACACGCCAGAAGGACCGGCGAUUGGCGUCUACGUGAUUGCUGCGCUGCAAUCGGCCAACGUUUUCCCAAUGCUGUACAUGCUCUUCAACAGCUCACAGCAGCGCGUCUCGAUCCCAACCAUGAUUUGGUUACUGCUUGCCUUUGGUGUGAUGGCCUGUCUACUCUUGGCAACGACGUGGCACAUGACGUCAAGUCUCUUUGGCGAACCCCGUAGCUCGGCGUUGCUCUUCUUUGUGUUUUGUGGCGGCAUUGUCAGCGCCACGUCGAGCGUCGUCUUUUACCCGUUCGUAUCUAUGUACCCCGCCAUCUCGACAAGUGCCUUGGCGACGGGCGAAAGCCUCGGCGCUGUUAUCGCUGGCUUUCUCGCGCUCGCGCAAGAUGUGGGCAGCCCCGAGAUGUAUUUUUCGAUCGGCUCCUACUUUGCAUGCGCAGCUGUGGUGUUUGUGGUGUCGAUGGCGGCCUUUGGCUACCUGCGAACGCACGGGCGUCCUGCACCGGAGCUCUCAAAUGAGCGCGCGUGGCUGCUAGAUCCGACGCAAUCGUAUACGUGUCAAGAAGACUGGCACGUCGUUCGCGUCAUUGGCAAGCCGCUCGCAUGUCAAUUCGCUCUGGCUUGCUUUAGCUUUGCGGUCGUUCCCUCGGUGUUGCCAAUCGUCGGCUCCAAGUACAUGCACAGUGGAGUUGUGCUGAAAUGGGCCUCAGUCCUCGGCAUGCUCUGUGACCCCCUCGCCCGAUUCCUCACCACGUUUUACCAUGCGCGUCGGGUCGGCCUCCUCACGCUACUGGCGCUGGCGACUGGCCUCUGCAUGGCCAUCCAAGCUUCCAGUCGUGUGCCGCUCUGGAGCCAUACGUCCAAUGGAGGCAUCGUCGUGGUUCUCUUGCACUGCACGUACAUGUCGUUGGCAGGGUACACGCAAACGUGCUUGUACCAAGUCCUUCAAGAAAUGAAUGUUGAGAACGUCAAGGUAGCGUACCAGUGGUCGGGAUUUGUGACACAAAUGGGCGCACUCUCGGGCACAGUCGUUACAUUUGGCCUUGUGGCGUUCACAAAUGUCUUUUCGACGGCGUGA